Anguilla rostrata (American eel) is the source of this 1829-nucleotide messenger RNA. RefSeq names its product F-box/LRR-repeat protein 12-like. Gene Ontology annotation, molecular function: protein binding. Lineage: Eukaryota; Metazoa; Chordata; Actinopteri; Anguilliformes; Anguillidae. The coding region runs from base 293 to 1516 and encodes 407 amino acids. The transcript has 4 exons. The record is from RefSeq and is a predicted model, not a curated record.
AGUAUGCCCGAGGCUGGUGCAGAUCACAGAGCUGUGGUGCAUAUUUUGCAGCAAAACUGUCCAAGUUGGGCUGGUGCGUGAGUACAGCUGGCGUAGGCGUCAACAGGUCACACAGGAAAUUGUUCUGCAGUCGCACUGCUGUGAAAUUGUCUAGGCUGAACCAAUGCUGAACCCUACAGUCUAUGGGCUGAACACUAGUGACGCAACACUGCUAGUGAACCUGCGUAGACAUUUGCGCAGCCCUCAAAAACGAUGUGGAGAGUGACGUUGCAUCGUUUCUUUUGUUUACAAAAUGGCGGACUUCAAAACUUGCUCCAUUGACUAUUUCCCCGAGAACAUUCUAAUUGACAUUUUAUCGUAUUUAAGCGUUAGAGAGCUCGUCCGAUCUGGCAGGGUGUGUAAGCGAUGGAGACGGUUGAUAAAAGACCAGAGAUUGUGGCGAGCUGUAGAUCUCACUGAAUGGAAAGGGGUGACGUCGCGCACGCUAUGGGUCCUGCUGAGGCAGUACCUCGGAAGCGGACUUCGCUGCUUGCGGUUGCGAGGCCUGCUGCUGUCCGUCCGAGCCGGGGCCUUUCUAUCCGAGUCCUGGCUGCAGGCCCUGGCCUCCCGAUGCCCUCGUCUGCGCAGGCUGUCCCUGCUGCACGCCGACCUGCGCGGCCUGCGCAGCUGCCUGCUCAUGCCUCACACCCUGCAGGUGCUGGAGCUGCGCGGCUGUGAGCUGCCGCCGGGCUUCUUCGCCCAGAACGCCUCUCCGCUCUCCUGCGUCGGCGGCGACGCGGGGACGAACGCGGGGAGCCGGGCGGGGGGCGGGGCCCGGGCGGGAAAGGGCUCCACGCCAGGCCCCCCAGCCCGAGUCGCUAUAGAGACGCUGGUCCUGGAAAACGUGCCCUCCUUCACAGACCAGCACCUGCAGAGCCUGAGCUCCUGGGAGGGGCUGAGGCGGCUGGAGCUCCGUGACGUCAUCCGGGUGACGGCGGCCGGGCUUCGGGGCUGCUCCGCGCGGGCGGCGGCGGCGGCGCCCGGGGAGGGGCGGGACGCGGCGGCCGGGCUGUCCGGGCUGCGGGCCCUGGAGCUGGGGAACUCGGGUCGGCCCGGCUCCCAGACGCAGAUAGCCUCGCUGGGGCUGGACGAGGGCUGGGCGGGGCUGGAGGAGCUGACGCUGGGCGGGAGGGAGGUGGGGCCGGGGCUCCUGUGCGUGAGCCGGCUGCGGGACCUGCAGCGGCUGCGCCUGCGCGGCUGCCCGCUCAGCGAGAUGCAGGUGCUGCGCAGCUGCAAGGGACUGCGGGGGCUGCGCUGGAUAGAGUUCUGCGAGGUCACCUUCCAGGGUCAACAGAGGAAGCAGCAGCAGGAGGAGGAGGAGGAGGAGGAGGAGGAGGAACAGGGCAGGGGCGAGGGGGACGAAGGGAAAGACGAGAAGGAGAACCCCAUGCCAACUCUGCGGCGCUCUCUGGCAGCUCUGCUGCCCAGAUGCACACUGGUGUUCACACGGUGCUCUGUCACAGUGCCAACUGACUAGUGGCACACACCAUAACAGAUAUGCGCAAAACACACACACACACACACACACGCACGCGCGCACACACACACACUUGCUUAAAUACAUAUUCGCACACAUGCGCACUGCCAGUACCUGCUGCCUAUAUUGACACACUCACAAAUAUGGCGUACACUUAAGCACGCACGUGCAUGCAAAAAAAACAAAAAAAAACACCAGUACACACAAGAUUGACCCACACGUGAAACUCGCUCAUGCACACUCAGAACUAUGCACCAGCACACAUUUCACGCACUGUGUGACAAACACUGAUACUCAUUAACACUUACAAAAA